Messenger RNA from Penicillium brasilianum, 1338 nucleotides. NCBI's taxonomy places the organism in Eukaryota, Fungi, Ascomycota, Eurotiomycetes, Eurotiales, Aspergillaceae. The record is from the annotation of a GenBank genome assembly.
CACGCCAGCCCUUUUUUUCCCUUCUUUGACGUCAGACUAACCAUUGACCAUGGUUCCUUCAUGAGUCCAUUGCCCAAUUCACUCUUUAUUCAUUAUUACUUUUAGGCCGAUGCUCUACUAAACCCGGCACCCACUCUUCCCUUUCUCUCUUUCUUCGUCUCUUCUGCACACUCAAUCUAGAACAUAAAGUGUCCGAUCCACCAGUCUCUCAAUUCUUUUUUUUUUUGGCUCUCUUCUAUUUCUACACUCCCCCACUUCUCUCCCCCUCAGCUGGUCUGAUUCUCUUUCUUCUGUCACUAUCUUAUUGAGUUCCUUGAAUUGGAAACCCUCUACUUGACUCUCCCGCCACGCUGGUCUCCACAUCUACUCGCUCGUGAACCACGCUGCCCCAGAUUCUCACCACAAGCACCAUCAACCACUUUCUACCAGUCAUAUUCACAGUCAAUUUGAUCAAUUGACCUCUCCAAACUUUCAUCAACGGGCAGACCACGUCCCCUACCGUCCCGGAUCCUCUCGGCUUUCAAUUGCGCAUUCCUAAGCUCUCUCUCUCCACCGCACCCCCACCAGUCUUCACUACUAGUGAUUCUCAAGUGGAUCCUAAAGGAAGCACGCAUCUACUCCUGAAGACCGGCAAAAGCACAAAGCCCUCUCAGAAAACUAUCCCAACACACGGUGCAUAUAUCUUUCACCAAUUCCAUUAUCCACUAUGUGUCGCCAAUACUAUACUCUCUACGAAUGGUGCCAUUGUGAGGAAGACGCCGGUAACAGCGUCUGCUCGGGUCACCGUCGCAAUAGUUGUCCCGGCAUCAGUAUUGAAACCGUUCACAUGCAUUGCUUCUGCAAUUCUCAUGCCACCCGGGGAUUCAAGACUGAGAAGGAAACUAAAAAGGAGGAGAAGAAGAUUCGACGUCGGUCUCAGGAUUCUUACGAGGAGAAGGCUUCUCUAGGUCGGCGGUGGUUCCAAUGGUAUCAAUGGAGAGGGUUGCGAUCGCGGUAGAUGAUUGCGCUGCGUACUCUUUGAACGCCCUCUUCUCUGAGUAAAAUCCUCUUUCAUAGAGGCUGACUUCUUUUCAUGUUUAUGCUUUCAGCUUUGGUGUUCAGGCUGAUUUUGAGUUAUUUUUUUGGAUUUGGCAACGGCUACUAGGAGUGGAGCUCUUUAUGGGCGUGGUUUGUUUCUGCUUUUUAUGGGCUAUGGAUUCAUGGCACUUUCUACCUUUUUGAUCUACAGAAGACUCUGAAAAAAGAUUCAAAGAUAGAUAGAAAAAUCUUGAUUAGAUAUUUAGAUGACCAUGAUUCGGUUGAUUAUUGUAAAGGAAUAAAGCUCGUUGUGGAUCGGGA